CUCGGACGGAUCGUUCGAAUCGAACCUAGGUCCUCCCUCACAGGUACACAUGCUUUACGACUCGGUUCGAUCGAAUCAUGAAGAAGAAUCGAUUCAAUGGAGCGCCGCUGUUCUUUGUCCUCGCGGUGACUGACUGCAUAUGAUCCCGCUGAAUGUACAUUAUUUAUUCCUCCGUUUACAAUCUGUAUUCAUCAAGCAGAAGAUUUGAAGGAUGGUGUUAGUUCAUGUCGGAUAUCUGGUUCUUCCUGUCUUUGGCUCUGUGAGAAAUAGAGGAUCUCAUUUUAACAGGCAUCAGCACAGUCAUGCUACCUCUUGCCGGCAUUUCCACGUAGGGCCCCAGGCCCAGAUCCCUGUUGAUUUCCCAAUGCCCCAUCCAGGACAAUCUCAGACAGGAAUGAGCCAUCAUCUCGGCCCUGCGCACCAGCCAGCCGCGGCGUUACAUCCACCCAUCAACCACAUACCAGCUCCACCGUUCCAGGACAUCCCACCCCCGCCCUUCCUACCUCAGGCUUUACACCAGCAAUACCUCAUCCAGCAGCAGAUCCUGGAGGCCCAGCACAGGAGGAUACUUCCACAGCCCAGGCAUGCUCCAGACCGAACCCUUCCCCAUCCGCAGACAUUGCGGCCGCCAUAUGAAUAUCCACCAUCCAUCCACAUUUCCCCCCCACCGCCUGUGCCCCAGCAGCCACGCUACCUUGCUGAAGGAACAGACUGGGAUCUGAGUGUGGAUCCAGGCCUGCCUCAGUACCACGUCUCUCCCCUCACUCAACAUUAUCAGCAUUACCUGACCUCUCCACGACUGCAUCACUUCCCCAGGAACACCACCUCGGCACAAGUGGUUGUCCAUGAGAUCCGAAACUACCCUUAUCCUCAGUUACAUCUGCUGGCUCUCCAAAGCCUCAGUCCGUCUCGCCAUGCAUCUGCUGUGCGGGAAAGUUACGAGGAGCUCCUGCAGUUGGAGGACAGACUGGGAAAUGUUAACAGAGGGGCUCUGCCAACCACCAUCGAGAGGUUUACCUUUCCUUAUAAGUAUAAAAAGAGAAGACCUCUUGAGCUAAAGAUUGGCAUGGAUGAAGAGGAGCUCGACACGGAUGAGAAAUGCACAAUAUGCCUCUCGAUGCUUGAAGACGGAGAGGACGUCAGGAGAUUACCCUGCAUGCACCUCUUCCAUCAAGCUUGUGUUGACCAGUGGCUGGCAACCAAUAAGAAGUGUCCCAUCUGCAGGGUAGACAUUGAGACGCAGUUGUCCCCCGAAAGCUGAUGUCUCGUGUAGCAUUAGCUAAAAGUCCUGUCAUCUUUCUUAGUCCCCUUGUGGGCACUUUGCCAAAUGUGUGUCAUCUCCAUCACCUCUCACCUCUAACCUUUGCCUUCUGAGCCAACUGACGAUGUAGAAUGGGGAAGACGGAUAGCCCUGAAGACAGAGUCCAGCACAUGGAGAAGAACAAGUCUUUCGAUGAAGCUGAUUUCAGUCAAAGUGCUGUGAAUGUGUGUGUGUUUGGGACGUGAACGCUGUUCGUAACGUCUCAGAAUGAUCUCGGAUGAAGACCGACCAAAUGUUCUCAGUGUUCAGUAGGUCACAGAUGAAGCAUUACAGCAUGAACACAACAAAGUCCAACAUAUUCCAUGUGGUUGGUCAUGAACAAUUCAUUUGUGAAAAAAUUAAUUGGCGAAUGAGAAGCGCGCAAGAGCAGUACAAUGACCCUGUGUUUAAAAAAGCUCCGUCGUCGUGUCUGUAAUCAUCGGAGGUGAUGCUUGACAUUCUUGAGCUGUUUGAAAUGUGUCCGCGUUUUGUGCUCGUGACGCCUCCAAUGCUUAGAAACGUAUCCACCAAAUGCAUGUUGAAACGAGAGGUUGUUCUGACGAGAGGUCAACAUGCAUGAGGACGUUUCCUGCGUGAUACUCUACUAAUCCUGAAGACACUGUGUUCUUGAUGCGUCUCCGAAGUCACCACGAGUGAAAUAUGUACCUUAAUGCCUGUAGCACAAGCACACGUUGAAUAGUAACGCCAUAACUCCGUGUUUCCAUUCUCUCUGUGACUCGUGGUCUCGCUUGGUCGUAAAGCAGCAUCUGUCAUAAUGUGCAUGAAACAUGUUUGCUGCCAUUUCUAGAGGACAUGACAAGGGAGUAAAGCCAUUUGUUUUAUAAAAACCAAACAUAAGUUUUCUAAGCUCUUCUUCGUGAUCAUGAUUUCUUCUUUUUCCUACUGUUGCCAACCUGUGUGCAGGGCUGGUUCAAGCUUCUUCACAUAAGUAGCUGCAAUGCUGGAAAAAAUGAACAAACUAGUUAUUUAUUGUCGUCUUAAUGUAGUAAGUGGUUAUUUUUGUAAAUGCACUCAGUUCUAAUGGGGUCGUGUGAUUGUUUCUCUUUCCCUGCUUUUGCAUUUGCACUCAGUUUCCUUGCAUAUCGUGCACUUCAUCCAGAAAACUAAAAAACAAGGGAACAGACUUUUUAACAGCACAGUUUCUUUGCGUAAUGAUAGUUGUUGCCGCACUGACCACUUUCAAUGUAAGUGACUGUUUAUCCGUAGCAUUUGAGAUGUCUCUGUAGUACAUUUGAUUAAUUAACCUGCUUGGCUUUGCUUUCGCACCUUUUCCAGAAUUCAAGUGUUCAGCUUCUUGGAAGCGUUUCCUUGUUUUCAAUCACUGUUUUGUAGCAUUUAGUGAGCGUACGGAAGCAUGUUUCCACCACUGAAUAAAAAAUAAAAAGCUUGUGACUUUCUGUCUCAUAAUUGCGACUUUAUUUCGCGUAAUUCUUACUUUAUUAAUUGUGAGAUAUAAACUCCAAAUUGCGAGUUGUGAAGUCCAAUUUUAAAGGGGGGGGGGGGGGGGAUGGAUAUAUUCUCAGAAUUGUAAGUUUGAAAAAAUAGCAUUGCGAGAUAAAAAUUCAACAUUGGGAGAAAAAAGUCAGAAUUGCAAGAUGUAAACUUGAAAUUGCAAGAAGAAAAGUUGCGAAAAACUCUCAGUUGCGAAGCCUAAAUGUCAGUAUAUCUAAAUGUAACCUCCAACUGAGAGAUGUAAACUCUCAGUUGCGAGAAUGUCAGAAUUGCAAGAUGUAAACUCAUAAUUGCGAAAUGUAAACUCUCUAUUGUGAGAAAAAUGUUCAAUUGCGAGAUGCAACCUCUCAUUUAUGAGAAGUAAACUCUCAAUUGCGAGGAAAAAAUGUCAGAAUUGCGAAAUGUAAACUCUAAAAAUUGCAAGAAAAAAGUCCAAAUUGCGAGAUGUAACCUAAAUUGUGAGACAGAAAUCAGAAUUUCACAUUUGAGAGAUAAAAUAGAAUUGCGAGAUGUAAACUUAAAAUUAUGAGAUGAAAUUAAAUCGCAAGAUUUAAAUUCGCAAUUAUGAGAUGUAAACUUGCGAGACAAAUUCAGUGGUGGAAAUGGGCAUAGUGAGCGUCUGCUGUGUGGAGCGUGAUAUUUUCUCAUCGUCCGUCUGCGUUUUAUAGUUUACACAUGAUAUUGUUCGUAGAAAUGCCUUAAGUAUUUAACAAUCAUAAUUUAUGACAAACUUUACCUACUAUGGGUGCGCAUUUAAGUUCUGAACUAGUAUCGCAAUGUUAUAGAUUGGUUUAUUUAUUUGCGUCAGCGUAACGUGUGUAUAAAUACCUCAUUGUGCUAUACUUUUAAUGGGAGUGCUUUGCAUGUGGUUGUACUUUAGGGGGCAUAAGUGUCAAAACAAACUCAAAUUCCCCCGAAGGCGUGCUAGUAUUUAGUGCUGUCGUUUUUUUGGUUACAUUCCAUUAAUGCAAUUACAAAAAGUCGUUCAGCUGUGAGCUUGUAGACAAACUGUUCAAUGGACUGGAAUUGUUUUGCAUGUCUCUUGUUUUUGCACUCUUGGCUUUGCUGCCCUCCUGCGAACAUUGUCCACUCGUCUCGUCGCUCUGAAAAGAGCCAGCGAUUCCAGGCCGUGAAUCUGUUUUCAGUGUUUUCAGUAGUGAGGGGUGAGUUCAGCGCUUACUGUGAUUGAUUAUAGCUGCCUGUCUUGUGCCCAUCUUCAAUUACAGCCAGCCAUUGUUUGCUGUAUUUUUAUCGGGAUUUAAAGUGAUGCUUCCUUUUGCCAUGAGUAGCAGAUUUCCUUUCCCUUUCUUUUUGUAUCGGUACUUCAUAAAAGGGGCUUUAAAUGUCUGAAAGCAGGUCAUGUUGUGGUACAUUCUAGCGUAGCUGGCGUAUGUUUUUCAUAUUUCACUUUUUAGCGCGUCAGGUUAUUUAGCUUCAAUCCCCUAAAUAAUAAUCUGCCAAUACAGUGUUGUGUUCCACAGUAGACAACACUAAUAUCAACCGAUAAGGCAGAUUAUCUCUUAUUUCUGGUAAAUUAAGUGUUUUCCUGCCAUGCAAAACGAUCUGUACUAAUACUUGUUAUCUUCUACACACAUAGAUAUUGUUAUGCCGAAAUAGACAAAAAACAAACAAAACAAUGGCUUUAUAUUGUAUGAUUUGUGUUUCUAGCCUGUGUAGCCUUAAAGUCUCUUGAUUUGAUCCAUCUCUCCAGCAGAUUUUGGACAUAAGCAAUAGUAGUAUCAUGUUUCGCUAACAGACUGAACCGUAGAUCCUAAAGCACAAGCUCUGUAAUGCAUGUCUUUCUCAGGUUUUAAUAUGCGUAUGAGAAUGGAUACAUAUGUUCAAAUAUUUUACCAUAAAUAUUUCUGAUGUUUUUCUGCUGCUGACAUAAAAAGAAAAAAAAUAGUUGAAUAACCUGCCAGUGAAAGGGAAGUGGCUCUUUGUAUAAGACACUGCUGUGUGCUGUUACUGCGCAAUGUUUUCUGACAUGAAUAUUUUAUAGCUCAAGUAGAACAAUAUGUAUUGACAAUAUUUAAGCAAUAUAGCUUGGUGAUUAUAAUGUAUGAUAACUAGAUACGUGUAUAUUGCGUAAAAAAAAAAAAAGAUUCACUUUUGGUGGAUUUUGUACUGUAUUUAUUACUAAUGAUGAUGCAAAAAGUUGCAUAGCUUAACCCAAAUUUUCUUUCUUUUUUAAUUUCUCGUCUUGUAUAUGACCCUUUUUGUAUGUGUUUUUUUCAAAUAAAAUGUUGAAAAUG
This is a messenger RNA of Carassius gibelio (silver crucian carp), 5028 nucleotides long. Its product is annotated as E3 ubiquitin-protein ligase RNF165. NCBI's taxonomy places the organism in Eukaryota, Metazoa, Chordata, Actinopteri, Cypriniformes, Cyprinidae. Bases 212 to 1261 code for a protein of 349 amino acids. The transcript has 8 exons. Gene Ontology annotation, molecular function: zinc ion binding; ubiquitin protein ligase activity. The record is from RefSeq and is a predicted model, not a curated record.